AUGAAGAGAAAUGCACCCAUCACCGAAGCCAAGCCGAUCGAGCAAACGCAGGCAUCACAACAAACCCUACGCUCAGCUUCACCCUCCAGCGACGAAGAUGCUACCACCACCAAUACCCCAUCCUCAACCGGGCCUAACCCCCAACCAAAAAACGACACCGACGCAGAAAGCAUAGGCGGCCAACGCAACACAAUGUCCCGUAAACGCAUGCUCCUCGCCUUCUCCGCCCUCUCCGUCUGCCUCUUCGUCUCCUUCAUCGACCAGACCAGCGUCUCGACCGCCGUCCCCGCCAUCGCGGAGGACCUCGACACGGGAACGGCCACCUCGUGGAUCGGGACGUCGUUUCUGAUUGCCUCGACGGCGUUUCAACUCAUCAAUGGGCGCUUGUCUGAUAUCUUUGGCCGGAAGAAUCUGCUGAUGAUUUGUUUGGUGUUGAUGGCUGUUGGGGAUGUGCUUUGUGGGUUUUCGAGGACGAAGGAGCAGCUUUUCGCGUUUCGGGCUGUUGCCGGGAUUGGAGGGGGUGGGAUCAAUAGUAUUGUUAUGAUUAUUGUGAGUGAUAUCACGACGUUGGAGAAUCGGGGGAAGUAUCAAGGCGUCCUCGGCGCCGUCCUCGCACUUGCAAACGGCGUUGGACCCUUUGUCGGAGGCGCAGUCGUCCAAGAAUCGACAUGGCGAUGGGUCUUCUGGAUGGUCCCCAUCAUCAGCGCCCCAGCCGCCGUCACAAUCCUCUUUUGCCUCCCGUUGAAGCAUCGACCCGGAAACUACGGCGAAAAGGUCAAAAAGAUAGACUAUGGCGGCAUCGCGCUCAACAUGGCCUCGACGUUACUCCUCCUCAUCCCACUAUCUGGAGGCGGCGUGACAUACCCCUGGUCCUCGCCCUUUGUCAUCGCUGGGGUGGUCGUGGGCGCCGUGCUUGCGGUUCUUUUUGUGCUCUACGAGUGGAAGCUGGCGAAGCUGCCCAUCAUGCCUUUGCGAUUGUAUCAGGCGCCGCACUGCAGUGCGUUGUUCGGGCAGACGUUCCUCAUGGGCCAGGCGUACUUUGGUAACUUAUUUUACCUACCGAUUUACUUCCAGUCUAUCCUCAACUAUGAGCCCCUUGUUUCCGGGGCGCUGAUCCUCCCCGUCAUUAUCACGACUUCGGGACUGUCUAUACUGUCCGGGCAGUAUAUGCUACGAGUGGGACGCUACAUGCCCUGCAUCCUCGCGGGCUUCUUUCUCUGGACGCUGGGAAACGGGCUCACUAUCCUCUUUGACCGCGAUACAGGCCUAGGAAAGCUGAUCCCGAUCCUCGUAGUCAUGGGCGCGGGUAUAGGGUUGACGUUGCAGCCUACGCUGGUGGGCAUGUAUGCAAACUCGCGCGCCGAAGACCGAGCCGUCACGACGGGCUUGCGAAACUUUAUCCGGACUAUUGGAGGCGCAUUUGGGCUUGUGGUGUCCGGGGUAAUACUGUCCAACACGCUGCGGCGGGAUCUUCACGGGAAAGAUUUUAUUUCCGAUGCGGUGAUUGCGGAGCUCACUUCAUCGACGUAUACCUUGGACCAAGAGGGGUUUUCGGACGCGGAGAAGGCGGUGAUAUUGGAGGCGUAUAUGAAGGGGUUGCAUUAUAUCUUUGUGUACUAUGUCAUUUGCUCUGGGUUGAGUCUGGUGUUGACUCUUGGGGUUGGGAAUACGGGGUUGAAGGCCAAGAAAGCGGCGCCGUCUGAGGAGGCUUCGGAGGGUCCGAAGGGGGCGUCGGGGGUUGCUCCGGCGAAUGACCAAGAGAAGGCGGGCGAGAGCUAA
Colletotrichum acutatum is the source of this 1779-nucleotide messenger RNA. RefSeq names its product major facilitator superfamily transporter. Bases 1 to 1779 code for a protein of 592 amino acids. Gene Ontology annotation, molecular function: transmembrane transporter activity. NCBI's taxonomy places the organism in Eukaryota, Fungi, Ascomycota, Sordariomycetes, Glomerellales, Glomerellaceae. Gene Ontology annotation, biological process: transmembrane transport. The transcript has 2 exons. The record is from RefSeq and is a predicted model, not a curated record. Gene Ontology annotation, cellular component: plasma membrane.